Anolis sagrei ordinatus is the source of this 3164-nucleotide messenger RNA. NCBI's taxonomy places the organism in Eukaryota, Metazoa, Chordata, Lepidosauria, Squamata, Anolidae. The record is from RefSeq and is a predicted model, not a curated record.
UUUGGGUAGGCUUGCCCUUUCCUUUUGCAAGGAGGGCGGAGGCUGGGGAGGGCUUGUUUCGCUUUCGUUUCUCUGCUACUUUCCGUUGCUGGGACCAACCUCCUCGCAGAUUUGACAGCAUGUCCGCCUGCUGUAGUGUCUGCGUCCGGGGGUAUCCUGCCAGUUUGCCACCGGAACGGAUUGUUGACAAGCUGAUGAUCCAUUUUCUGAGAACACGCAAUGGUGGAGGAGAGAUCGUCAACAUUGAAUUUACACCAGAGUUCCCUGACUGUGCUGUGAUCACCUUUGAGGACGCAACAGUGGCCCAGCGGGUUCUGAAGACAAAAGAGCAUAUCUUGUCUGUCGAUGGGAAAAAGUACCCUUUGGAAGUGACUCCAAAGCCAGCUGAACUCAAUCCCAAUGAGGUCUUCGUGUGCGUCAACAUGAAGAUUGAUUAUCGAAGUUUCCCCAAUGGGAAAGAGAUUAUCUGCCGUCUCCAGAAGCAAUACGAAGAUGUACGCAUCAAGUUUGACUCCCAGGAGAUGACAUGCUGUGCCAAAGGGUCCUACACAAUAUUGCAGGCCUUCAGUUCUGAACUGCUGAGAUGCCUCAAGAACAAGCAAAGCAGAAGUCUCUCUGCAAGUCAAAAGAGAUCUUCAGCCAAACCUUCAGGAAAUGGAGUCUCACACCAGGAGACACAACGAGAGAAGAAAGAGAUUGAUGGCAACCUGUUACCUGCCCGAAACUUUGGAGAGAGCCAUUUUGAGCCAAUGGAGGAUUUCUCUUUGGUGAUCGACUCUGAUGUUUACUGUUAUAUGCAGGCAUUCUGCAGUGAAGAAAUCAACCAUGUCUUGAGCCAGCACAAGGUGGAUGUAGUAGAUGUCAGCAGUGAUGGAGUCACCACCUUGUAUUUCCAAGCUUCAUCCAGUGAGACUGGAAGCAUGACUACGCUUGUGUCUGCUCACCUGGCCAUCUCUAGACUUUCCCAGAAGUUAGAAGGCACUUUGCGCAAAGAGAAGAUCAGUAGGAAAGAAUUAGGGGUGGAAGGGGACACAGAACUUCUGAGGGAGCUGCGUAAGCUCUGCCCACAACUAUUGUGCCAUGAAGAUCACGAGUAUCUCUGUCUUGUUGGGAAUUUGGUAGACAUUUCUCAAGCAAAACUACUUGUUCAAGAGUUCAUUGCGGCAAGGAAAGUCGUGCAGGAUCAUCAGAAGCCUGGUAUGCCUCAAACUUCACACUUGCAUGUUGUGCCAACCCAGCUGGAGUUUCCUACAGGGUCUGUGCCAAGGAAACCGAGCUCACCAACAUUCAGUGACAAAGCUAAGCACAAACUGGCUGCCAAAUUCAGCUCUAGUGUCUCUCUUUCAUCUAAUUCAUCUCAAGAUAACCCAUUGGUAGAGCAACUUCCUGGAGACUUCCUUCAGAUAGCUGAUUACCAGAUCCGAAACAGUGAACUGCAGUUUUUAUCUACUACUGAUAAUAAAUCGGAGGACCAGAUGAGGCAAUCCAUGCAGGUUGAGAAUGCACCACAAGGACUGAAGGGAGAUCUACUGCAUCCCAUGUCUUUUUCAGGUACUGAGGGCAUGACAAGAUUUGGCCUUGAGAGGCCUUCAUCCCCCCACAUUGGUUCCAAUACUUUCAGAUCCUUAAACCUUUUUGAUACCACAAGGUAUGGAGACCACAAAGUUUCAAAACAAAGGCCUUUUCUCAGAAGGUCCAACAGUUUACAAAACCCACUGGACAGUAGCACAUUCAUGGAUGAGUCACAAAUAGUAGCCAACAUGGACCACUUGAAGCAAGAGAUUCAAGAACAUCACCAAAUUCUGCAGAAAAGCAAGGAAGGGGCAUCUCAGAUGGAGAAAGAGCGGGAGAGGGAUUUUCAGGAUAUAUAUACCGGAGUUUCUGCUUCACUUACAGGCCAAAAGGAUGAUGGAGAGCCUUUAGACAUUAAAAAAACACAAAAUUUUGACUACAUAAUGGACAGCUUCAGUUACUCUGAGCUAUCUGUAGAAGGACCUGAAGAUGAGGCUCUGACUGGCCUAUGUAAUUACCUGAAAGGCUGCCAUGAUAAUGUUCUUGUCAAACGAGAAAGGUAUAUGUUAAGCCUUGCCUACCCCCGUGAAAUGAAGUUGCAGAUCAAGGAGGCAUUCCGCUCUUUCUCCGAGAAGAGGAUGGCUUCCUUGUCUAAGAGUCUCUACUCUUCUGAGACACAGCAAGAGAAGAGGCAAGAUGAGAUCCAGAAGAGUCUCCAGCAGCUGAGGGAAGACAGUGGAGUCAACUUAUCAGAGGGUCUUCCUGGGGAGAAAUGGUCCUCCCAGACUGAGAGAUUGCUAGGUGUCGGGGGCGCCCAUCCAUUGAUGCACAAUUUCCCCAGUGACCAGAGCCUUGACAAAAACUCAGAUGCCAGCAAGCAAAGCCGCCUCAAAAAGUCAGUUGCAGAACUCAGGCUGGGAUUGCCAGACAAGUUCCACUUUGGGCAGAGCUGCAGCAGAGAGGGAGGCAGCCGGAUAGCCGAGAGGGGUCCUCAGUCUUUGCCUAUUCUUCCUCAAGUUGCUUUUGAGUCGACACCAUCUAAAACAGCAGGCAAACACACCUUGCCAGCUGAGGAAGGAGUUGCCUUAGACAUGAACCUAAGAGCUGCCCCGCCAGGAAGGGAAUCCACAGCUGGGGAGUGUGAGCUGUGUCCAAGUUCCCCCCACAUCCCCUGCCGCCACAUCCUUUCCAGGGCCCACCCUUCAACAGAGAACAUUUCUCCACCUCAUGGUCAUGUAACGUCAUGCCCUGUAACACCCACCAUCCCUGGAACUUUCACAGCUGCCACCUUGUCCCAGUUCCUCCCUGGCUAUUAUCGAGACCCAACACUGAAAGUGAUAUAUGACAUUCCUGACGGGGUACAGCAGGCAGGACAUCCUCGUCCAGGUUAUCCAUACCGAGGAGGCCGCUUUGAGGCUUUCCUCCCAGACAAUUCAGAGGGACGGCGAUUGAUGUUGCUCCUACGUGAGGCAUUUAAACAUAACCUGAUCUUCCAAAUCCAGACCUGUGGCACAGAAGAAAAGGUGGUGUGGGGAUCCCUUCCCCACAAGACCUCCAUGGAAGGGGGAAGGCUCAGGUAUGUGUUCCAAGAUCAGUGGAGAAAAGUCUCACUCCAUGAUGAGGAGACUGGUCACAACCUCAACAUAAAAUAG